Coprinopsis cinerea okayama7#130 is the source of this 177-nucleotide messenger RNA. RefSeq lists its product as hypothetical. Lineage: Eukaryota; Fungi; Basidiomycota; Agaricomycetes; Agaricales; Psathyrellaceae. The transcript is spliced from 3 exons. The record is from RefSeq and is a predicted model, not a curated record. The coding region runs from base 1 to 177 and encodes 58 amino acids.
AUGCAGAACAUUCGUAUGGCGGGGGCGGAGAGGAAAACUCAAAAGGCCGGUCCUCGGUCGGGGGUGCCAGGAUCUGUAUACUGUACUAGCCUCGUUCCUGGAAGGUAUACAUUUGAACCCAGAAGAGUUGGAAACGCUGCCCAGAUUUGCGAGUCCAGGGAUGCCAGAAACCGAUGA